AUGAGAACCAUGUUCAUCUCACAUGAACUAUGGAGUUAUGUGGAUGAAGGCUAUACAGUUCCAGAAAUUGAAAACAUGUCUAAUGCUCAAAAAUUAGAGUUGAAGACAAACAUAAAGAAAGAUGCAAAAGCUCUAGGGAUACUGCAAAACUCAGUCUCAGACGAGAUCUUUCCAAGAAUCUCAAAUGAAGAAACAGCCAAAGCAGGUUGGGAUGUUCUGCUGCUUGAGUUCAAAGGCUCAGAAAAGGUUAGAGCUGUUAAACUUCAAUCUUUGAGAAGAGAUUUUGAGUAUACUAGAAUGAAUGAAAUUGAGCUGCUAAAUGAUUAUAGUACUAGACUGACUGAUAUUGUAAAUCAAAUGAAAACCUAUGGUGAGUCCAUUACAGAGAAAAGAUUAGUCCAGAAGAUCCUAAUGAGUCUAAAUAGAAAAUAUGAUGCUAUAAAAGGCAAUCAACAAGCGAACUGCAUUGAAGAACAGUGUGAUACCAACAUGUUCUCUGUCAGCCAUGCUGCAACUACACAAGUAAGUGAGAAUGUGUGGCUUGUUGAUAGUGCUUGCAGUAAUCAUAUGACUGCGAAUCCUAAUCUUCUGUAUGAUAUUGACUACAACAGCAUCACUAAAGUGAAGAUGGAAAAUGGAAUGUUGGUUGACACAAAAGGCAAAGGAAGUAUUGCGGUGGAAACCAAAAAUGACAAAAUGUUCAUCAGAGAUGUUAUGUUAGUUCCAAAUCUUGAUUCAAAUUUGCUAAGUGUUGGUCAACUUAUAGAGCACUCAUAUCACCUACAUUUUGGUGACAACACUUGCAAGAUCUUCGAGAGAGGGAGCAGCAAGAAACUGAUGGUAGAAGUUGAGAUGAAGAGGAACAUAUGUUUUCCUUUGACUCUCAAAUAUGCAACAGAGAGUGCAAGAAAAAUGGAGCUACAGGAUGAUCCUUGGCUCUGGCAUAGAAGACUUGGACAUUUGAAUUUUCAAAGUCUCAAGCAACUACAUCAAAAAUGA
Molecule: messenger RNA, 999 nt
Organism: Rosa rugosa (rugosa rose)
Lineage: Eukaryota; Viridiplantae; Streptophyta; Magnoliopsida; Rosales; Rosaceae
Exons: 2
Coding region: 1-999 (332 amino acids)
Source: RefSeq, a predicted model, not a curated record